UUUCUUGAACCUUGACUUCUGUGUGUUGGUGCUAACUGUGCUGUUAGGGGGAUUGCUCUGCGCAGAUCAGCCAGUCAGCAUGGCUUUACUGGGUGCUUGUCAUGAAAACAGUGGGAAGGGUCUAUUCUCUCUUUACAAGCCUUCUCCUUGCAGUGUUAUUUCUUGCAGUGUUUAUGUGACUUAGCUCCUAGUCCAGGACUUCCAGACCACAAGCAAGAGGUGGCUAUGUCUGCCCUGCUCUCAGAUCUAGUGUGGGAUAUGUCGCUUACUUGGAUUCCGCACCUCUCCUGCAGCACAGGCUGUGAAUUCACCUCCCUGCAGAAUUGAUUUCUGUGCUCAGCUGUUUGGAGGUUUCUGUUGAAGACCACCUGAACUCCCGUAGCCCGAGGGCUGGGCUGCAGCCAGCACCCCAGCUGUAAAAGGUGCUGCACUGGCCACAGCACCUGCCCUUGCUGGAGGAUCCUGCUGCAAAGCUCAUGGCGUGGCUUUGUUGUUCAGUGUUGGUAAAAGAUAAAGUAGAGAAGUGAACAUGUGGAUUUUGAGCCCUCCCUCAUCUAAGCCAUUUAGCCGUUGUGUGCAUAAGUUUGCUUUCCUCUUUGCUGUCAAUCUGAGGUCCUAACAGUGACUCCUUGCUGAACAAGGGAUGAAGAGCAGAGUAUUGCCCUUUGAGCUGAUAGUUAUGCCUUCAUUAUAUCCCAGGAGGACUGAGAAGCACAAUGUGCCUGGGUAGAACCUGCCUGAUGUAUCUAGCACAGACCUAGGUCUGGAGAUGUGGCCAGGGUACCCCUCUGGGUAUAGGCAGACCAGAGAUCUCUGGUGGUAUUGGGCUGGGGUAGGAAAAAAGGUCCCUUCCUGCAGCCUGGCAUCCUCUCACCACUUAGGAAGAUUUACAGCCUCUCUUGUUGCCUGGACAGGGAGAAGGGGCUCCUGAGCCAGCACCUGUAGGGAUUGCUCCUAAUGCUGUUAGGGAUGAAGCAGUCAAGAACAGGUUUCCAGUCUCCUGUGUCAGCAGUGCCCCUGGCCUGAGGGCCAAGUUAGACAGCUUACUUGUCAUUUGGAUUUUGGUAGCCCCUAGAGGGUCCUGGCAGAGCUGAGGGUCUCAGCAAUAUCUGGCACACAGGUCCAUGGCAAGCCAUGGCCUUUGCUGAAGAUGGGUGACAGAUUUUUUCUUUAAAAAACUAUUCCUUUUGCCUGCACUGUUUCUUUGCCUUUUACUUAUUGCCCAAUGAUAGAACACCCCACCCCACACAGAAAACCACUUCUGCUCCUCUCAGCAUAGUUAUGCAUGUGCAUGACCCACCAAGUGCCCCAGGACAAGUCUAUACCUGCUCUUGUCAUGGGGCCUAUCCUGAGCUCUCUGCUGACCUGGAGCAGUACAGGGCUGCCAUCCCUCCUUCUUUCCCUCCUCUGAAAGCUGCAUAUUCACUCCAGAUCUGCUGUGCGAUGUCAUAGCCAAAUGCUGGUGCUGAGCAGGAUAAAUCCCCUUUGAGCCUCUCAGAUAAGCUGAGAACUAGACCCAGCUUCAUGGGGUAUAGCUCUACGGUGGCCAGCUCUGCUGGUAUGGGCAGGAGGAAGGAUGCCGGACAGAUUCUUAUUUCCUUGCCAGGCUUUUGCUGUCUUCUUUCCAGCCUAUCACCUUUGUCUCCUUCCUCCUGGAGCUCUUGCUCUGUGGGUCCAACAACCUCCUUGUGAUGAAGAUGAUGAAGGUGCUGCCAUGCCCUGCUGCUGUUCUCUUCCUAGUGGCUGCGUUCACUCUGGAGCCAUCUCACUCUGCCAAGGUGCUGAUCAUGCCCACAAUAGUCUUUGACAGCCACUUACGAGUCUUCAUGCGAGUGGCAGAGGCAUUGACUGACCGGGGCCAUGACCCUGUGCUGCUACUUCAUGAGGGUCGGGAUGUGGAAACCUACCUGCCUGGCUUCCGUGUGCAGAGGUACCGGGGUAUCUUCAGCACAGAGAGUGCAGACGCCUGGGUGCAGGAGAAGAUAAAGCGUGUCUUCCAGGGGAAAAUGACCUCUCUGGAGGUGUUCUCGUUUUUGGAGAAGUACCUGGAGAACUGUGACCUGGUGCUGGGAAACUCCACUCUUCUGCAGAAACUCCAGUUUGAGAACUUUGACCUGCUGUUGGUGGACCCUAAUGAGAUGUGCGGCUUUAUCCUGGCCCACAUCCUCCAGGUGAAAUAUGCUGUGAUCUCCACUGGUUUCUGGUUCCCAGCAGAGAUUGGUGCUACUUCUCCUAUUGCCUAUGUCCCUGAGUUCAACUCCCUGAUGACGGACAGGAUGGGCUUCUUUGGUAGGACUUGGAAUCUCCUAGUCUACAUGAUCACUCGUGUGGCUACAAAGCUGGUCAUCCUGCCCAAGUUUGAACGUCUCAUGGAGAAGCAUAGGGUGGAGCCCAAGAUAUCUAUGUUGGACCUUGUCCAUGGAACUAGUCUCUUCUUCCUCUGUAACGAUGUGGUGUUGGACUUCCCCCGUCCAACACUCCCCCAUGUCAUUUUCACAGGGGGCAUCCUCGCUGAGCCGGCAAAGCCCCUUCCAGUGGGUCUGCGUCUCUGGGUGGAAGAAGCAGAUGCGGGUGUUGUUGUUGUCUCCUUUGGCAUUGGGAUCCGAGCUCUGCCAAGCGAUUUGGUGGAGAAGAUGGCUGGCGCAUUUGCUCGCCUCCCGCAGAGGGUGGUGUGGAGAUACUUCGGGGAGAAGCCAAAAAACCUCGGUGAGAAUACACUGAUGAUGGGGUGGCUGCCCCAGAAUGACCUGCUAGGUCAUCCCAAUGUGAAAGCCUUCGUCAGCCACUGUGGGAUGAACGGUGUAUUUGAGGCGAUUUAUCACGGUGUGCCAGUGGUGGGAUUUCCUUUCUAUGGGGACCAGUUUGACAUCAUGACCAGAGUGCAGGCAAAGGGCAUGGGUAUCCUCAUGGACUGGAGCAGUGUAAAAGAAGAGGAUCUUUACCAGGCUGUCGUCACAGUUAUCUCUGACCCCAGCUACAGAAAAGCAGCCAAGCUCAUCUCAGCGCUGCACCUGGACAGACCAAUGCAUGCUCUCAAUAGGACAGUGUAUUGGCUGGAGUACAUCCUUCGUCACGAUGGGGCACCCUAUCUUCGCCCUGCUGUCUAUGACCUCUCCUUGUACGAGUACUUCUGCUUGGACAUCUUGGCUCUUCUCCUCUUGUGCCUGGCUGGCGUUGGAUUCGUCCUCUACAAAUCUGUGGUGUGGUGCAGAAGGAAGGGCGCCAGCCCUGUGUAUCAGAAUGGCAAUUGCAUGAAAGGCCACUUCACAGAAGAGAAGAAAUGGCAGUAGUGGCUCAGUGUGUUCCACUGAGCCCAUCCCAUCACUGUGAAACAAACUGCUGCUGUGCCAAGAAAUGUACGGCAUGCAGGCACGGCGAGAGGUGAAAGAUCAGCAAGUCUGGGUGAGAAGCGACUGGGGAGGGAGGAGUGUUACAGAGGCCUGUGUGCACACCUCUGUGUACAGCACCUAUGGGUGGGGACGCGGAUUCAGGCAUGGGUGGAAGCACUUGGCCAGGAUGCUGGGAGCGGGGCAUGGGUAGGUAGACUUCCAGGGAGGAGCGCAGGUUGUUCCCUUUGUAUUGCACCUUGGUUUAUGUGCUGGUGUUGCUCUUCUGGCUUUUUUGGAUCUUCCGUGGAGGCUCUGGAGAUAGGAAUAGCAUUUCAUGUGUAGCAGACACCAUUUCUCCUCUGCCUUGUUACUAAGAGCCCUGGGAGUCAGGAUUUCUUUAUGUGUGGGUGAGGACCUGAAGCAGAGCUGUGGACAGGGAAGGGCACUGAAAGUGUCAUCUACACGAGAAUGAAAUUGGUCUGGUUUAAGUUCUGUGGGUCGAUAUUGUUCUUCCUGCUUCAACCAACCCUCUGCCAUCCUGUUCAUGUUUGAGCUAAAUUAUUAUUUUUUAAAAUAAAGUUGUAUUCUUUCUCCUG
Molecule: messenger RNA, 3925 nt
Organism: Neopsephotus bourkii (Bourke's parrot)
Lineage: Eukaryota; Metazoa; Chordata; Aves; Psittaciformes; Psittacidae
Product: 2-hydroxyacylsphingosine 1-beta-galactosyltransferase-like
Exons: 6
Coding region: 1692-3290 (532 amino acids)
Molecular function (GO): UDP-glycosyltransferase activity
Source: RefSeq, a predicted model, not a curated record